GCUCGAACCAUCAUAUCUCUCGACAACAUCCCCAAAUUCUCCCUAACUCCAACUCUCCCACACCCACAUCCUCGAAUCGUCGAGAACCACUCCUUCACACCAGCCUCUUCAUAUCCUCUCCUUUGCCCUCCUUUGGUUCUUCUGCUACAAUCUUUCGGACUGCCCACAAGAAAUCCAUCUGUCUCGACCGCACUCGGCGUGCACUUGUCCCAUUAGCCAUGGAGCAUAAGCAGAAUCAACCACCCCCUGGUGGUGUCCCGGGCCCAACCGGCCGCAGACUGCAUAUCGCCCAUCGCAGGAGUCCUUCUGAGCUUACGCCUCUGAUGAGCAUGUUCUCGUCGCCUGGAAUGGAACAACUUGCAAUACAGCAACAGAUCGAACUGCUCCAGCAGCAGCAGCAGCAGAUUCAAGCUACGCAUCAGCAGUAUGUGAACAUGGGAAUGAUCCCACCGAGUCAACACCUCGCACCCGGCGGUUACCCCAUACAGCAACAGAUGCAGAAUCUGUCACCACAGUCGGCGUUCCAAUUCCCAAACCAGCUACAACAGCAACAGAUGAACGCACCAAUGGGUGCUCCAACGCAACCGUUGUCACAUCGCCGUAAUCAAUCGGCACUGCCCAACAUGGGCAUGGGUCCUCCACCUGCUCCGUCCUCUGGCACAUCCGGAUCCGCAUUCGGUGAUUUCGGAGGACACAAUCGGGAGAACGUAUCUGCUCGAGGUGGCAGAGGUGGUGGGCCUCCCGGCGGUGGGCAUCAACGUCGACACUCUCUCGCGUUACCGGAAGCCAAGAAGGCGGCGGAAUUAGCCCAGCAGAAACGGACCACGUCCGGGUUCCAAUUCCCCAUUCCUGGAGCUGGCGGUGCUUCCCCGUCAAAUGCAGAUCAGACGGAUAGUCCUCCCGCAGAUGACAAGAAUGGUCAGGGUCAGAACACUGGAAAUCAUGUUUCGACGGGCUCAAAUUUGCGGGGUCGGGGCUCUGCUCAUGGAAGAAGCCAAAGUUUGGCUAUCGGCGCAAAUGGACGAGGUGGUUCAUCUAUGCGCGGUGGCGGCUCCUUCCAAUUCCCCCCGAUGCAAGCGACAGCAGAUGCAGGCGCUGGAGGUCAAAACCAAGGACAUGGCAAUGACUUCUCGAGACGAGCAGGUUCUACUGGACAUAACCGAACCUCAUCUCGAAAUUUUGAAGGUAACUGGAGAAACCAGCCACCUCAGCAACCCCAGCAAGAUCAGCAGGGGCAAAUGGGUAAUUUUCAGGGCCAACAGCAAGGCGGUUUUCAGCCCGGUCAUCGCAAUCGUGGCUCGAUGAACCAGUCGAUGAGCUCCAUUGGCAACUUCCAGUAUGGUGGACAACCUCAACUGGUCCAGUUGCCACAGGGCCAGAUGGCUCUUGUUCACCCUCAACUUUACCCUGGUCAGCAACUGAAUCCGUUGCAGAUCAGUCAGCUCCAGGCUCUACAGGCUUCACAGAUGAAUGGCCAUGUCGGACUGCAGGGCAGCCAGCACGCCCCACAACUCUCUGCACAGCAACAACAGCAGCAGCGCAAGACACUUUUCACUCCCUAUUUGCCACAGGCCACGCUUCCAGCCCUCCUUGGUGAUGGCCAGUUGGUUUCCGGCAUCCUACGUGUUAAUAAGAAGAACCGUAGUGAUGCGUAUGUCUCAACUCAAGACGGCCUUCUCGAUGCCGAUAUCUUCAUCUGUGGUAGCAAGGAUCGAAACAGAGCUUUGGAAGGGGAUUUGGUUGCUGUAGAAUUGCUCGAUGUGGACGAAGUCUGGGGUCAGAAACGAGAGAAGGAAGAAAAGAAGAAGCGCAAGGAUAUUACCGACACGCGGACCGGUGGAUCAGGCAAUGGGAAUGGCGAAAGAUCACACCGUGACAACUCUACAAACGGCGAUGAUCAGUCAAACACUGCUGAUGGUGGGAUCCGGAGACGCGGCAGCUUGAGGCAACGCCCGACUCAGAAGAAGAAUGACGAUGUUGAAGUGGAAGGUCAAAGUCUUCUCCUCGUUGAGGAAGAAGAGGUCAAUGAUGAACAGAAGCCACUUUACGCAGGCCACAUCGUUGCCGUUAUCGAACGCGUUGCUGGCCAGAUGUUCUCUGGCACGCUCGGGUUGCUUCGCCCAAGCAGUCAAGCUACGAAAGAAAAGCAAGAAGCUGAACGUCAGGCCAGAGAUGGGGGUAACGGUCGCCACCAAGAGUCCCGUCAACCAGAAAAGCCAAAGAUUGUCUGGUUCAAGCCAACUGACAAACGAGUCCCACUGAUCGCCAUCCCUACCGAGCAGGCACCACGUGAUUUCGUGGAAAAGCACCAAGAGUACGCCGAUCGAAUCUUCGUUGCUUGUAUCAAGAGGUGGCCAAUCACUUCCCUCCACCCCUUUGGUACACUUGUCGAACAGCUCGGCAAGAUGGGCGAAUUGAAGGUCGAGACGGAUGCUCUCCUCAGGGACAACAACUUUGCCUCGGAUGAAUUCUCCGACGCUGUCAUUCGCAGCAUUGGUCUCGACGAUUGGUCUCUUGAGAAGGAAGACCAGGAAGCACUUGCUGCACGACGGGAUUUCCGAAGUGAGAGGACCUUCACGAUUGACCCUAACCAUGCAGAGGAGCUUGAUGAUGCCAUUCACGUCAAGACUGAAGUAGAUGGGAAGAUCGAGAUCGGUAUCCAUAUCGCCGAUGUUGCUCACUUCAUCAAAGCAAACUCUCUCGUUGAUCGUGAGGCCAAGAAGCGUGGUACGGCCGUUUAUCUAAUGAACAGAACUUGCGCAAUGCUCCCACCGAAGAUUGCUUCUGAUAUCUGCUCCUUGAUCCCUGGUCAGGAACGUCUCACCGUCAGCGUGGUCUUCAAGGUCAAUCCUCACACUGGCGUUGUCUACGAGGACGAGACAUGGAUUGGAAAGGGCAUAAUCAAGAGCGGCGGCAAACUAACAUUCAAAGAAGUUGACGCUGUGCUCUCGGGCCACCUUGACACAAAGCUCCAGGGAGCCGAGGUCAAGGAUAUCCAGAUUCUCCACGCUGUUGCGCAGAAAUUCCGAGAAUCUCGCCUCGGAACAGACGGGGAGACCAUCGCUCCUUUGAGACUCAUUUACCAGCUUGAUGACGAAAAUGUCCCUGUCGAGCAAAACAUCUUCCAGUCCACGCCUUCCCAUGAGCUAAUCGAGGAACUGCUGCAUAAGGCGAAUGCAUAUGUCGCACAGAAGAUCGCAAAGGGCCUGCCCGAAAAGGCUCUCCUCCGUCGGCAAGGGCCCCCCAACCCUCGGCGACUCCAAACCUUUGCCGAUCGAAUGAACAAGAUCGGCUACGAAAUAGAUACGACCAGCAGCGGAACCCUCCAGAACAGUCUAUUCAAAGUCGACGACACAAACAUUCGCAAGGGGAUGGAAACCCUUCUGGUGAAGACUAUGCAGCGCGCGAAGUACUACAUUGCCGGAAAGACCCCUCAACACCUCUACCCGCACUAUGCUCUCAACUUGCCUCUCUACACCCAUUUCACAAACCCGUCCCGCCGUUAUGCCGAUUUAGUCGUUCAUAGACAGCUCGAGGCCGUUCUUUCCGAAGGCAAAAUCGAGUACACUGAGGAUAUUGAGACUCUUGUCAAGACAACCGAGUCUUGCAACACCAAGAAAGACUCCGCUCAGAAUGCCCAAGAACAAAGUGUGCACAUCGAGUCAUGCAGGAUCAUGGACAGAAAACGCGAGGAGGUCGGCGGUGAGCUCAUCAGCGAGGGCAUCGUUCUUUGCGUGUACGAUUCGGCCUUCGAUGUUCUGAUACCUGAAUAUGGUUUUGAGAAGAGAGUGCAUUGUGAUCAGCUCCCACUGAAAAAGGCCGAGUUCAGAAAGAAUGAGCGCAUUCUGGAACUGUACUGGGAGAAGGGCGUACCUUCAUCCGCAUAUGUUCCAGAGGAUGAGCGCCCAAAGGCCGGUGUAUCCCAACGCACGGCCAAUGCCGUAGCUGCCGCCAAGCAGGCUGCAGUUGCCGAGCGAGCUAAGAAAGAGCACGAGGAGGCUCAACGCAAACAGAUGGAGACCGGAACCAUCUCGACUGACGAUGUAGACGCCCUCUUCGAUGACGAUGAUGAUAUGUCUGAUGUCGCGGAAAGCCUUGCUGGUGUUUCACUUGCCGAACGCCCAACUCAGAGUGUCCCUCCAUCGCCCACAAAGAACUCUCUGACGGCUACCGGCGACCUUCAUCGCACUCGUUCCGACUCGAAGGUCCCCACGGCCGAACCACCAAUCGAGUCUAAGCUCAGUGCCAAGGAUAAAUACAUGAAGUUCUUCACAUUACGAGAGGAGAACGGGGAGUAUAUCCAGGAUGUUAAGGAAAUGACCAGAGUUCCUGUGAUUCUGAAGACUGAUCUCACAAAGAGUCCUCCAUGCCUUACCAUCCGUUCCGUGAACCCCUAUGCUCUCUGA
Amorphotheca resinae ATCC 22711 is the source of this 4406-nucleotide messenger RNA. RefSeq lists its product as hypothetical. Gene Ontology annotation, biological process: mRNA catabolic process. The coding region runs from base 219 to 4406 and encodes 1395 amino acids. The record is from RefSeq and is a predicted model, not a curated record. Gene Ontology annotation, molecular function: 3'-5'-RNA exonuclease activity; RNA binding. NCBI's taxonomy places the organism in Eukaryota, Fungi, Ascomycota, Leotiomycetes, Helotiales, Amorphothecaceae. The transcript is spliced from 4 exons. Gene Ontology annotation, cellular component: exosome (RNase complex); P-body.